Messenger RNA from Thermothielavioides terrestris NRRL 8126, 1040 nucleotides. RefSeq lists its product as uncharacterized. The coding region runs from base 307 to 828 and encodes 173 amino acids. Lineage: Eukaryota; Fungi; Ascomycota; Sordariomycetes; Sordariales; Chaetomiaceae. The record is from RefSeq and is a predicted model, not a curated record. The transcript has a single exon.
AGUCAGGUGCUGUGGCUCCGACGGGGCACGUAAUUAACUCGCAGUGAGAGCGGAAAACAAACAGCCGCUCCAGUGCCCCCCCAUUCCGCCCAUCAAACCAUCCUAAACCGUAGAAGAAUAAUCAUGAUAGAAAAAAGGAAAACGGCAAAGAGGAACGCAAGGAAAAUGACCUCAAGGAUACACCACCCGACCGAGAAACGCAAUGACCCGCCUUGUUACCCCCACGGUCCCAAGCGCCAGACAAAGCUCACCCCGUCACCGACACGCUCCACCGUCAGAUGUCCGAGGCGGAGCAGCAGCAGGAUCAUGACCACCGCAGGUGGGAGCAUGACCACAGCGGGCGGGAGCAUGGCCCCCCCUGCCGGCAGGAGCAUGGCCGCCGUCGGCAGGAGCACAACCGCCGCGGGCAAAAACAUGGUCAGCGCAACCACAAUCAGCACCAGGAUCAAAGGAACAACCACCAACCCCAGCAGGCCCAGCACCGCCAGCACCACCAGUGCCGCCAGCGAGCCCAGCACAAACCAGACCGCCGUCAGCACAAGCCCGGCCGCCGCGAGUAAAAACCCGGCCGCCGCCAGCACCGCCGCCAGGCGCUCCAGCCACGCGAGCACCCUCGCCCAAAACCGGGCACUCGCCGCGCGCGCGCGGGCGCAUAGUCGGGCAACAUGCACCCGGAUGUUCCGCUGCACGGGGACCAGGCGGUCGGGCGGCUGCGGGUGGUUGUUGAUGACGGCGACGUCGUGGUCCUCGUCAUCUCCCGAGACCGAGGCGGAGGAGGUGGUGGAGGAGCGGGCUCUGCGUGCGUGUCGAGGAGGGGGGUGGGAGUAGGUAAAGGCGCGCGGGCGCGGUUGCGGCUCGGCGUCAGCGUCGGUUGUAUCAUUCUUCCGGCUCACUGGGGUGGUAGGCGGGGCGGUAGUGCCGCUUCUCCUGGUCGGAGUUUGGCACAGCGCGGCGAUCGUGGCGUGCUAAGCCUGACGUUGGGAAGAAUCUGCUGGCCGAGGUUCUGAAGAGGCUCUGGGGUCAGGCCUGGGCCGGCGAGG